AUGGGCAGUACUGGUAUUGACUCUCUGCCCUCAUUCAGUCCGGGAUUCAAAGAACUCAGCGCUCCGCAGGGCUCCGAACGACGACAUCUAACAAGAAUAAAUAAUCACACUAUGUACCUCGAAAUACUUGAUGGAAAGCUCCAUCGCGCUCCAAUCUCAGAUGACCCCCAGAUGUGGUACAGGCAUCUGGGCGAUGUAAAAUCUUCUGUUCUCUUUCUAUGUAGCCGUCCUCACGAUCUGUUUAAGGACUUUGCAGAUAAAUACCCAUCCGCAGAAGUAAUUGGCAUCGAUUUAUCUCCUAUCCAGCCCGCAACCGUGCCGCCCAACUGCCGUUUUGUUGUCGACGAUAUCAAUGAGCAGUGGCAAUAUCCAGACAACAAGUUUGACUUAAUUCAUAUCCGUGCCAUGGCUGGGUCAGUGCCAGACUGGGUCGUGUUUCAUAAAAUAGCUCUGCGACAUCUAAAGCCUGACGGCUUCGUUGAGCAAGUUGAAUUAUCAGGACAGGCGAUGUCGGACGAUGGAACCCUGCCGCAGGACUCGGCCCUGGUACAAUGGUGGGAGCUUUUUAAGGCAAUGGGCCAGAAGAUGGGCAACACAUUUGCGGCAGGCGAGGUGGCAUGCGAGUCAAUCAAUGCUGCAGGGUUUAUACAUAUUCACAAGGAGAAAAUUAAAGUGCCAAUAGGCCCCUGGGCAAAGGACAAAAAGCUUAAGGAGUGGGGGUACUGGAAUUUGUGCUUUCUCUUAGAUGGAUUUGAUGGGUUUGCUCUAAGGGGCAUGACAACAGUACUUGGUUGGCCGAUCGAGAAAGUCCAGCUGUACCUGGCACAACUGCGCAAAGAGUUAAAAGACCCUACAAUUCACUCCUAUCUUUACUUAUGA
This is a messenger RNA of Daldinia caldariorum, 879 nucleotides long. RefSeq names its product S-adenosyl-L-methionine-dependent methyltransferase. The transcript has 5 exons. The record is from RefSeq and is a predicted model, not a curated record. Gene Ontology annotation, molecular function: methyltransferase activity. The coding region runs from base 1 to 879 and encodes 292 amino acids. Lineage: Eukaryota; Fungi; Ascomycota; Sordariomycetes; Xylariales; Hypoxylaceae.